This is a messenger RNA of Anopheles funestus (African malaria mosquito), 1461 nucleotides long. It is a transcript of the gene Spx, whose product is annotated as splicing factor 3B subunit 4. The record is from RefSeq and is a predicted model, not a curated record. Gene Ontology annotation, molecular function: RNA binding. Gene Ontology annotation, biological process: positive regulation of mRNA splicing, via spliceosome. Gene Ontology annotation, cellular component: nucleolus; U12-type spliceosomal complex. Bases 72 to 1313 code for a protein of 413 amino acids. The transcript is spliced from 2 exons. Lineage: Eukaryota; Metazoa; Arthropoda; Insecta; Diptera; Culicidae.
GUUUUGACAUUUGGUUGACAUUCGUUUGUGCGUCGUUUUGUGAUGAAACUGGGAAAAGCCAAGAAGACACCAUGGCGGCCGGUCCAAUAGCAGAACGAAAUCAAGAUGCAACGAUUUAUGUUGGUGGACUGGAUGAUAAGGUUACCGAAACCCUGCUGUGGGAAUUAUUUGUCCAGAGCGGACCCGUCGUCAAUGUGCACAUGCCGAAAGAUCGUGUCACACAGAUGCACCAAGGUUACGGGUUCGUCGAGUUUCUAGGUGAAGAGGAUGCGGAUUAUGCGAUUAAAAUUAUGAACAUGAUCAAGCUGUACGGUAAACCUAUCCGCGUGAACAAAGCAUCCGCACAUCAGAAGAGUCUCGACGUGGGGGCGAACAUUUUCAUCGGCAAUCUGGAUCUGGAGGUGGACGAGAAACUGCUGUACGAUACGUUCUCCGCCUUCGGUGUGAUUCUGCAGACGCCAAAGAUUAUGCGUGAUCCCGAGACCGGCAAUUCGAAAGGAUUUGCCUUCAUCAACUUUGCCAGCUUCGAGGCAUCGGAUGCGGCCAUGGAUGCGAUGAACGGACAGUAUCUGUGCAAUCGCCCCAUAUCGGUUUCGUACGCGUUCAAGAAAGAUUCCAAGGGCGAACGUCACGGAUCGGCAGCUGAGCGUCUUUUGGCAGCACAGAAUCCACUGUCACAUGCGGAUCGACCUCAUCAACUGUUCGCCGAUGCACCCGUACCGCCUUCAAUGCAUCCGGGUAUGAUGGGUGGCCACCCGAUGAUGCCACCGCCACUGCUGCCCCCUCCUCCACCACCCUCCAAUCCGGCUGCUGUUAUACCGCAGCCACCAAUCAUGCCACCACCACAAGCUCCCAGCGGAUACGGUGGUCCGGGAGGAAUUCCUCCUCCUCCUUUGCCACCACCACUCGGUGUUCAACCUCAGCCUCCGCUACCAGCGGCCCCGAUGGGUAUUCCGCCGCCACCAAGGAUGAUUCCUCCACCACCGUGGCAACAACCGGGCGGCCCAGUGCCUCCCGCGCCUGUCGGGGCUCCAGCACCGCCACCGGCUCCCUCGGCACCGUUUCCACCACCACCGCCAUCAUUUCCACCAGCGGGCAGCAACGCUGGGGGACAAUUUCCACCACCACCUCCAGCACCCAAUACACCACGGCCUCCUCCUCCCGGUGCGGUAAGGCCUCCGCAACCACCACCACCACAGAUGCCGGGCUUUCCUCCAAGACCUCCACCGGGCGGUGGUUUCCCUCCUCAACCAAGAUUGCCUCCGCCUCCACCUUCCGCCACCUACACAACGGAUGGCUACGGAGCGUACUAAAACAAGCACAUCUCAACAUUAACAACAGACAGACCUGUUUUCCAGCUGACUCCAUGCGACACUCGCUCUAUAUUCGUUUCGCUCGUUUGGUACAAAAUGAAAUUAAAUAAAACAAAAAAAUGGAAUUAUCAAUACCAUUUUUCUUCAG